Messenger RNA from Selaginella moellendorffii, 1911 nucleotides. Its product is annotated as pentatricopeptide repeat-containing protein At1g11290, chloroplastic-like. Gene Ontology annotation, cellular component: intracellular membrane-bounded organelle. Gene Ontology annotation, molecular function: DNA binding; protein binding; DNA-directed RNA polymerase activity. The record is from RefSeq and is a predicted model, not a curated record. The transcript is spliced from 3 exons. Gene Ontology annotation, biological process: RNA modification; DNA-templated transcription. NCBI's taxonomy places the organism in Eukaryota, Viridiplantae, Streptophyta, Lycopodiopsida, Selaginellales, Selaginellaceae. Bases 1 to 1911 code for a protein of 636 amino acids.
AUGAUUGCAGCAUUUGCCCAGUGUGGGGAUUUUGCGAGCGCGCUGGAGCUCUACGUCGAGCAUCCCGUGCCUGACAAGAUCACGCUCAUUCUGGCAGCGAAAGCGUGCGCUAGCUUGGGGGAUCUCGAUCGAGGACGGGAAAUCCAUGCCAGAGCCGUGGAGCUGGGAUUGGAAUCGGACCUCCUGGUGGCCAACAGUCUGAUCGGGAUGUAUGGCAAGUGCUACUGCGUGGGCGAUGCCAAGCGCUUGUUCGAUGGAUUGGAGGCUAAGAACAGGGACGUGAUCUCAUGGAACUCGAUCAUCGCGGCUUAUAUCUUGGCCGGGAUGAGCUCGCAGGCUCUGGAGCUCUUCCGGGAGAGAAUGGAUGUGGAGCCGAAUAGGAUCACUUUCAUCGCGCUGAUCGAUGCCUGCUCGACCCUGUGCGAUCUCGAGCAGGGAAGAUGGAUCCACGAGAGGAUUCGCAGCUCGGAAUUUGCGAGAGAGGUGGCAGUGGAGAACGGUCUACUGCUCAUGUACGCCAAGUGUGGGAGCAUCGAGGAAGCGAUGGCCAUCUUCGAGAGCAUGGAAGGGAGACGAACGGUCUCUUCCUGGAAUUCGAUGAUCGCGGCUUGGGCGAGUCAAGGAGAUCGAGAUGGCAGUAGCAGUGACGAGGUUUUACGGAUCUACAACAGGAUGAGCUUGGAAGGAUUGAAGGCUGACAAGAUCACUUUCGUGAGCUUGGUGACGAUUUGCAAGGAUAUCUUGCACGGAAGGAGGAUUUUCGAGCAGAUCAUCGCUGCUGGGAUCGUUCUAGAGACGGAGAUGGAGCUCGCAACGAGCUUGGUGAUCAUGUACUGCAAAUUCGGCUGUGUGGCCGACGCGAUGGCAGUUUUCUCUGGGAUGAGAUCAAGAGAUGUGGUGGCCUGGACAGCGAUGAUCACGGCUUUCUCGCAGCAAGAACACACGAGCAUGGAGGCCGUGGAUUACUUUUGCCAGAUGGAUUUGGAUGGAUCGAAGCCCGACGAGGUGACUUUCGCCAGCGUUCUUGGAUCGAUUGCUCGAUUGGGUCUUCUCUCCAGAGGAAGAUCCGUCCACUGCGAUGUUCUAGCCUGCGGAUUUCAAUCCGAUGUCGUGGUGGGCACUGCGCUGCUCGACAUGUACAGCAAAUGCGGGAGCUUGAUCGAUGCCAAGCGCGCGUUUGACGACCUGGGAGGCUCCAGGAAUCUCGUCUCCUGGAACGCGAUGAUCGCUGCCAUGGCCAAGCAUGGCGAUUGGAGCUCCGGCUUCGAGCUCUACCGCGCCAUGAUCCUCGAGGGAGUGAGACCCAACGAUGUCACAUUCACCAACAUGCUCUUCCUGUGCAGUCACGGCGGUGGUGGCGAUCGAGAAUGCGGCAUCUGGGACGCUUGCGCAUCGAUCGUGCUCGAAUUCGGCGUCAAGAUCACGCCCGAUCACCACUGCUCGAUCGUGGAUGUUCUUGGGCGAUCCGGGCGGCUCGAGGAGGCAGAGGAAUUCGUGGACAAGGGGAUGGGAUUCGAGCCGGGGAUCGUCGAGUACCGUACGCUCCUGGGGAGCUGUACGGUUGCUUGCGACAUGGAGAGAGGCGCGCGCGUGGCGCAGCGCGUCAUGGAAAUCGAACCUCAAACUUCCAUGGCAUAUUCACUGCUGGCCAAGAUUUUGAGGAGGAAGGAGCAAGAAAACAACGAGGAGGCUGGCGGCUGUGGGGAAUUCCAACAAAGUAAGUAUGAGAGAGCUCGCGUUCUUGGGACACGCGCUUUGCAAAUCAGCUCCUUCAUAGCAAUCUGCAGAGAACAUUCAAGAGCUCCAUCACUCCACACAAAUUCCUUUUCAGAGUUUCUAUACCUCGAGUGGAUCUCGAGUGAAGUUUUGGCUUUCUUAGCGAAGAAUCGUGCAGAAUCUGGCAAGGUAUAA